Messenger RNA from Pseudo-nitzschia multistriata, 2993 nucleotides. The record is from the annotation of a GenBank genome assembly. NCBI's taxonomy places the organism in Eukaryota, Bacillariophyta, Bacillariophyceae, Bacillariales, Bacillariaceae.
UCUAAAAUUUCUACAGCAAAUGUUCUACGGGAAUAAAAUCUAGUGAUCUACAAGAACGAAACAACGCCAAAGGGUCACAACAUUCCUUCACCUGUCAUAAAUAAAGGUCGACCUGCAUCAGCAUCCUACCUUUAGCGGCCACAACCAGCAACAAAGAAAUCAAAAGCAUAUCUCUGGUCUUACAUUUUCUCAUUUGUAUCUUCAUUCACUGAUCUCCCACGAGUCUCCGUUACUGUGCAAUCGGUCAUUCAGAUCAAUAACAUACCGUUUCGUCACACCUUUUUUCUCGAUUACUCCGGAAGCGGAUCCUGAAGCAAUCGAAAUACUCACACACAAGCCCACCAAGUCAUCAUUGUCUCUACAGCAACCAAUCUAUUAACACUGCUACAAGGAUGAGUUCUACAAGUCAACUUGCAACCGCAGCAUCAAGAGCGAUGCUACUCUUGUCGUUGCCCGCCGCGAUCGUAGCGGACGGGCUUAGCGGGGGAUUCCAGAGUGGCCCGAGCCCUGGAUCCUUCUACUCGGGUGGAAUGUCUUACCGCGGCGGUGCAAACGUGGUAUGGUUGACAGGAAGCCACUACAACACCGAUCUGUAUCCUAACGAUGGAUCGAAAUUCGAACGCAUGAUGGGUACCGAAUCUGAUGGUGCGUCGAGUUGUUACAUUGCUAAACUCGAUCUCGGCAAGGCAUCGGAUACGUUUAACUUUCUCGAUGAUUGGAAGUCCUACGGAAACGCCGGGAAAAUCGAAACCUGUUCGUCCAUCACGGCAACCUCGAUGUCGGAUGCUUACGUCGUUGGAAGCGUCGGCGAAGGGGGCUUGUUCUCAGAUGGGUAUCCAAUGCAGGGUCUUUUGUCGGUCUUGGACCCCGAUACUCUCGAGUUUCUUGACGCAACGCUCAUCAAAUCGGCCGAAGAUCCUUCCCGAUUUAUGGUGUACCCCCUGGAUGUCGUUCACGACAACAGAAGAGCCAACAUCUACAUUGCAGCACUAACAUCUACGGACGCUCAGGAAAAUACUGUCUUGGAUUCCGAGCCUAACUGGCACAUACAGCGAAAGAUUGGUUCUGGAUUUGAUGUCACUAUUGUCAAAAUCAGUACCCGAAACGAGAAGCCCUCGGCAGAAUGGGUCAAGCACUUCCCCCUCGAUGUGGAAGCGGAUGGCACCACACCGCCCGUCUUUGUCGCAGGUAUCAUCCUCCAAAAGGAUGAGGCCGGAAUCAACCACGUUGUCCUCUCGGGAAGCACGCGGGGUACUGGCGAGGCCUUUGGUCCUGCCGAUCCAGGCACCACCGACGAAGACGGAUUCAUUGUGCAGCUCGAUCCAAAGGACGGAAGCUUCCUCAAACAAAAACGACACAAGGGUACGGAUUACAACUUUAUGGAAAGCCUCCGAGAAGGAACCGAUACGGAUGAUUUCAUCAAGGGCAUCUGCAACAACCGUGGAGCCUACUUGGACGGAGGAAACAGCGAUGUUUUCUAUGUUGUCGGAGGAACGAAAGGAGACAUGACCACGGAUGGCCAAGGACCCCAAGACUACGACGACAAUGCUGGGUUCCAGUUUGGUGCGGGUGUGGAUGCCAAGUACCGCGAAACCUGGAACAGAGAGCAGUCGCUCAUGCCCUUUUUGAGACAGGUCAGCAUCAACAAGAGCCUGGCACCCAACUGGACAACCCAGUGGGGUGCAUUGCCCGGCGAGGUAUCUCCCGGCCAGAGUUUGCCCACUUCUGCCUACGCCGUGGAUUGUUUCGUGGACAACGAAAACAGUGCCAUCUACGUCGUUGGAAACGUCAUGAACGGAGCCAAGAUGACCCAGGGAGACGUGGAAAUGAUCAACCAGGGAGGAGACGACAUUUGGGUUGCCAAGGUCGACGAGACAACCGGAAACGUCUUUUGGUUGACCCAGCUGGGAAGCAUGGACGACGAGAAACUUGCUCACUACGGAAGUGUUGCCGUCAACACGGAAGGCAACGUCCUCAUUUACGGAGACACCACCGGAAAUAUGUACCGCCAACGCGGCGAUGAAGAAUCGAACGACAAGACCGACAUGUUCCUCAUGACCGUUGAUGGUUUGACCGGUGCGGUGAUGGACAAGUACUACCUCGGUGGAACCUCCAGCGGAUCGGUGGCCACGACUAUCAACGGCGUCCCCCCUGUGGUUUCCAUCCCUCCGGUUGCCGCUCCCACCUAUGCCCCGGUAGUAGCCAUUCCGGCUACUCCCAUCAACCCGCCCACUGCAACUCCCGUCGAGGAACCCGUCGCGAAGCAAGAGAACAAGGCCGGUGGCAAGAAGAGCAACGCCGGCGUGGUCGUCGGAAUCCUCUUUGGCAUUAUUGCCUUUGCCAUUGUCUUUCUCGUGUUUUACUCCCGCCACGUCAAGAGAAAGAAGGCCGAGGCCCAAAAGUCUUCCAUCUUUGCCUGCCUCCAGCAGUUUGACGUCGAGGACAUUGACCUCCGCCGAUCCCCCCCGGGAGGAUGGCACGGGACCUACAUGAACAAGCUCGCCCACGGCGUCAACAGCGCCGACGACCUGCAGGCGGAGAGCACAUCGACUCCCUACGAGGACACCCCCAUGACGCACUCCAGCGUCGCCAAGGACGCCCUCUUUAUGGACUCGAACGCCAAGUCGGGCGAGGACGGAAGCAACUUCCAGAUCGACGACGAGGACGAGGUCGACAUCCGGCUGAACGCCAACUCGGAGGUGGUCUAGAAGACGACGACGACGACGCCAACGCUGUUUGGCCUGCCCACGCAUCCGGUCCAUCGGUUGUGUUCCGCUCGUUUGUGUGCCUUUUACGGCAAACCAUUCGAUCGAGGACACUGUCCGGCCGAGGGAAAGAAAACCAUACACCAUCAUGUCAGCAAGUGCAUUGCUCAUCACUCGUGGAAAUCAGCAAUCACGCCAGUAUCUGCCGUGACAGGGAAUCGCAUUCUCAAUCGUUCAUGCAAAUACUUUUUCAUUGUACAAUAUAACAACUAAACAUUCUUGCGCAAA